AUGGGCAGUUGUUAAAGUGCUCCAAGUAUUAUAGAUGACUUACCAACCAUGGACUCAAGUGCCUGCAAAUAAACAGAUAAUCCUAUCAAGGAAGAAAUCCCUCCUUAAUAUAAUGAGAACAAAAUCAUCACUAUAUAGGCCUAUUAUAGGGGACACAAAGUCCGCAAAUCUCUUGUGCCUACUCUCUAAUCUCCAGUACCCUCUGCUCCUACUCAACCUGAUAAUCCAAAAUUCUGUUUCGAUCCUACUUUCGUAUAAGAGAAUGAUUAGCCUAUAAUUAUGAAAAAUGGAGCUAUCUAUACAGGGAUAUGGAAAGAAGGGAAAGCUAAUGGAAAAGGAAAAUAUUAAUUCCAUGAUAGUUACAUUGAAGGAACUUGGACUGCCAAUGAACUUCAAGGUUAAGGAGUCUACAUGAAUCCCAAUGAAUCAUAUCGAGGAGAAUGGCUAAAUAAUAUGUUCCAUGGUCAAGGGGAAUUUAGGUAUUAAGAUGGUCGCAUCUAUACAGGUUAAUGGAAGAAAGGACUCUAGCAUGGGAUGGGCAAAGAGAUAUAUAAGGAUAAAUCCAUUUAUGAAGGCAAAUUUAAAAAUGGAAUGAAGUGUGGUUUAGGCAUUUUUCAGUUGGCUGAUGGGUCAGUUUAUUAAGGCGAAUUUCAAAAUGAUUUAUUUCAUGGAUAUGGUUCAUUUACUUGGCCUGAUAAAGCUAGAAUUUUUGAAGGCUACUGGGGGAAUGGAUUAAAGAAUGGCGAUGGCACGAUGAAAUGGGGGGACGGUCGUGUGUAUAUUGGCCAAUAUUUGGAUGAUAUCAAACAUGGUUAUGGAGAAAUGUAGUACAUAGAUGGCCGAAUUUAUAAAGGAUAAUGGAAACAUGGUCUAUAAGAUGGUAUAGGCUUAUUUGUAGACAAAGAAGGGAUUGCCAGAAAAGGCUUCUGGUCUAAAGGUAAAUUAAAAAAGUGGCUCUGAUUUAAAAAUGAGUUUUGAUUUUCUAUCUCUUCUA
Molecule: messenger RNA, 994 nt
Organism: Paramecium tetraurelia
Lineage: Eukaryota; Ciliophora; Oligohymenophorea; Peniculida; Parameciidae
Exons: 6
Cellular component (GO): cytosol
Molecular function (GO): protein binding
Source: RefSeq, a predicted model, not a curated record